AUGCUUAUCGUUCACCCACACCCACACCUGCCCCUUCAAAGACGCCCACACUCCCACUCCUAUCCACUUCUGCCUCUUCUAUAUCUUUGCUCACGUCCGUUUCUGCACCCAUACCCCUCCCUCUCCCCCCCACACACAUACCCUCAUCCACAGCCACACCUGCCUACCGCCCACAUCUUCAUCCACACCCACACUUGUUUUCACUUAAAUUUUCACCCAUACAUAUACCCCCCCCCCCCAUCCACGCCCACACCUGCAUCCGCUCAAAUCUCUAUUCACGCCUACUUCUGCACCCACACGCAUACCUGCUCUUCACCAAACCUCCUCAUCUCCCCCCCCCCCACACACCACCACCGCACCCACAUCAGCAACCUUUCGCCACCAACACCCACAGCACCACCCACACUCACAGCUCACCCACACCAACAGCUCCACCUAUAUCUCCGCCCACACUUAAAUCUCCACCCACUCCUACAGAUCCACCCAUACCUACAGCUCCAACUAAAUCUCCGCCCACACCCACAGCUCCGCCCACACCCGCAGCUCCACCCACAUCCGCACUCCACCCACACCCACAGCUCCACCCACAACCACAGCUCCACCCACAUCCGCAGCUCCACCCACAUCCGCACUCCACCCACACCCACAGCUCCACCCACAACCACAGCUCCACCCACACCCGCAGCUCCACCCACACCCGCAGCUCCACCCACACCCGCAGCUCCACCCACACCCGCACUCCACCCACAGGAGCAUCGGAGCAUAACUAACAGGCCUCCCCGCGGAAGCACAAGAGCGCGCAGGAAGAACUGGUAG
This is a messenger RNA of Penaeus indicus, 816 nucleotides long. Its product is annotated as soluble scavenger receptor cysteine-rich domain-containing protein SSC5D-like. The record is from RefSeq and is a predicted model, not a curated record. Lineage: Eukaryota; Metazoa; Arthropoda; Malacostraca; Decapoda; Penaeidae. The coding region runs from base 1 to 816 and encodes 271 amino acids. The transcript has a single exon.